AUGCCCGUCACAGCUUUUACAUCGCCGGAUAGGUACACUUAUCAGAAUGGCUUCCAGUCCUAUCACGAAACCGAGGCCGUCAAGGGUGCGCUUCCCGUGGGCGCAAAUUCGCCCCAAAAGCCCCCCUAUGGAUUGUAUGCCGAGAAACUAUCAGGAACUGCAUUUACAGCACCAAGAUGUGAGAACUUGCAGACUUGGCUUUAUCGUGUCAUUCUAGCAGCAGCACAUUCCAACUUUGUUCCACGUCAACUGGACUUUGCUGAAGAUGGCCCCACCAAGUAUCACCAGAUUCCCAAUCGGCUGCGAUGGGAUCCAUUCGAUAUUGAUGAAUCGGUGGAUUGGCCGAGCUCUUUGAGGCUUGUGGCAGGUGCAGGUGGGCUGGAUACAAUCACCACCUUAGUGGCAUGGAGCAUUGGAUUGCUUGCGCAACGUCCAGAUAUCCAAGACAAAGCUCAUAAGGCAAUUGAAGAGUUCUACAGCACCAAGCAGCCUUUGUGCGAUGCUCUCGAGGACCAGAGAUGCAAGUAUAUUGUGGCUUUGAUUCCAAAGGGCAGCAUCUUCUUUCUGAGUGCAUGGGCUUGCAAUAUGGGUACGUCUGUCCGAGCCGUUUAUGGUUAUCUCGUUUUCCUCCUGCGAAUUGUUGCCUACCUAGACGACAACGUCUGGGAAGACCCUGAAGUCUUCCGGCCCGAACGUUGGUUUGAGCAAGACGACGCACCCUUCUUCACAUACGGCAUGGGAUACCGCAUGUGUGCUGGAUCGCUGCUGGCUAACCGAGAGCUCUACUUGAUCUUCAUGCGUCUCAUCAACUCGUUCAAGAUCGAAAAGGAGAUUGAGUUCGAUGCUCAUCCUGUGUCUGGUAAUAUGGACCCUACUAGUCUGGUUGCGAUGCCGAAGAAGUAUUAUGCGCGAUUUGUUCCACGAGAUGAAGCGGCGCUGCGUGGAGCUUUGAAAGAAUUUGAGGUUGUUGAGUGA
Molecule: messenger RNA, 975 nt
Organism: Talaromyces marneffei
Lineage: Eukaryota; Fungi; Ascomycota; Eurotiomycetes; Eurotiales; Trichocomaceae
Exons: 4
Coding region: 1-975 (324 amino acids)
Biological process (GO): L-phenylalanine catabolic process
Cellular component (GO): cytoplasm
Molecular function (GO): heme binding; homogentisate 1,2-dioxygenase activity; monooxygenase activity
Source: RefSeq, a predicted model, not a curated record